UUUUCUUUGCCUUGUUUUGCUUCUUCUUCGUCAAACCAGCCAGCCAGAAUCAAGCCGUUAGACCCAGUAUUUGUUUUUGUCCCAUGUACCAAUGUUUACUUGUCUAUUGAUCGGUUUGUAGUGUUGUGCUACAACGUUUGCCGUCGACUGACUGGCUUUCGAUGUUGUGCGGAAACAUUAGUAUCUUGUGUCGGUUCCACCGUUAUAGACCUAUUCGAACGCGCAACACCGCUUAGACGCACACUGGCCUCGGACGAAUUUGUUUCGAAUUUAAUCGGCAUACAUUCCAAAAACAAAAAAAAGAUUUGAUUUCAACGACCGUUUCGCAGCGUUUUUUGUUGGGGAAUUUUUUUAAUGACUUCUUCGUCUGCGUGUGUGUGGAAACAUCCAAUAAAUAACGGAAAAUCAGCCAUACGGAAAACGAAACAAACUAUCCAACCGACCAACAACAACAUUUGUAGUUGGAUUGCAUAAAUUUUACUAAAAAAAUGUUAAUAAUACAAAUUGAAUAAAUUGUUUUGCUGUAAAACCGAAACGCCAAAUGCGACAUUACAUUCCCCGCUUUUGAAGUGAAAGUGAAAAUACGAAAACAUUUCUCAUUUUCUUUGUUCAACCAGAAGAAAAUAUAAUUGUGGGUGUGAAAGUGCGAGUUUGAAGCGAGCAACAUGACAUCGGAUCUUCUACAUAUGGAAAACCCAAUCCGGGCCAUUCUACUCUUCCUAACUGAUUUACUCAUAUUUUCCCUCAAAUCAAUAUUCUAUAUUUUGGAAUCAAUAUAUUAUGGAUUAGUACCAGAUCGUUUAAGAAAAUUAAAGGAUGUUUCAAACAAAGUCGUUUUGAUAACUGGUGGAGGCGGCGGUGUUGGAAGACUUAUAGCUCUAAACUAUGCAAAACUAAAUGCUCGAGUAGUAAUUUGGGAUAUAAACCAUGAGGCUAUUAAAACCACAAUUGAUCUCCUGGCACAAAAUGGUCUACAUAACUGCAAGGGUUAUGUUGUCGAUAUCUCCGAUCGCGACGAAGUGUACCAAAAGGCAGCCCAGGUCGUUAACGACGUCGGCCAUGUCGAUGUUUUGAUCAAUAAUGCUGGUAUUGUGUGUUGUAAACCUUUCUGGGAUUUACCCGAACGGGUUAUUCAGAACACCUACAACAUUAACGUUAUCUCUCACUAUUGGACUGUUAAGGCAUUCCUGCCGCACAUGAUGCAAAGCAAUAGCGGCCACAUUGUUACUGUCGGCUCGGUAACGGGUAUGCUUGGAACCUAUGGCUGUUCUGAUUACAGUGCCACGAAAUACGCCUGUAUUGGCUUCCACGAAAGCCUUUACACUGACCUCCGAACUCAUGGAUAUGAUAAUAUUGGAAUGACAUUGAUUUGUCCAUACUACAUAAACACUGGCAUGUUUUCCGGUGUCAAGCCACGCAUGAUUCCGAUGUUGGAACCGCAAUAUGUGGCUGAUAAAAUUGUAGCCGCCAUGCGAAAGAACGAAGUAUGGUGUGUGCUACCGAAUUCAAUUAGAAUGUUGACACCACUGAAAUGUCUGCUGCCGGCUAAAAUGUGCUGGGAAUUAAUGUCACGCGUAGUUCGUGGUCCCGAAUCAAUGAUGAUGUUCAAAGGACGUGGUCGUGUCGCUGCUGGUUAAUAAAUGUACCAUCGUAGAAGAAUCCCUAGCAAUUAAGGCCGCCACGAACAGAAUAUUUGCAACCUGAAAACAAUGACCUUUGCGACGUAAUACACUCGCAAAUAAUCAAAAAAAAUAGUCGGCGUUUAUUACAGUAUAGUUUAAUAGAGUUGUCAAAAAUCUUAGACUAGUAAUUAGACGUAUCUUUGGUAGAAAGUUAUUUAUAGUAAAUUUAAAUGUGCAUAAUAUAAAUGUUUAUAAAUACAUAAUAAGAAA
Musca domestica (house fly) is the source of this 1892-nucleotide messenger RNA. RefSeq names its product short-chain dehydrogenase/reductase family 16C member 6. Gene Ontology annotation, molecular function: oxidoreductase activity, acting on the CH-OH group of donors, NAD or NADP as acceptor. The transcript is spliced from 4 exons. Gene Ontology annotation, cellular component: lipid droplet. The coding region runs from base 666 to 1637 and encodes 323 amino acids. The record is from RefSeq and is a predicted model, not a curated record. NCBI's taxonomy places the organism in Eukaryota, Metazoa, Arthropoda, Insecta, Diptera, Muscidae.